Molecule: messenger RNA, 1045 nt
Organism: Astyanax mexicanus (Mexican tetra)
Lineage: Eukaryota; Metazoa; Chordata; Actinopteri; Characiformes; Acestrorhamphidae
Product: zinc finger MYM-type protein 1-like
Exons: 1
Source: RefSeq, a predicted model, not a curated record
UAUUUAUUUUUUCUGAAUCAUGUUGCUACAGAAACAGAGGAGGAGGAGCAUAUUGGUGAAGGUGACAGGGAGUUCAGUGGAGAAGCAGAACAAGAACAGGUAGCAGCAUCAGCAUCAGUUUCGACAGAGACAGCUUUAGAUUUAGGUGACAGAAACACAGGUCCUAAACAAGUAAAGCUAGCCCAAUACCGACAAAGUGUGUUUGGCACACAAAAAAGGGCCUUCCAGUUCAACUGGUUUCAAAGCUUUAAUUGGCUUGAAUACUCCUGUAAAAGGGAUGCUGCAUUCUGCUAUGCAUGCAGGGUGUUUGGGCGAAAUUUAAAACAGGACGUAUUUGUUAGUGGUGGUGUGAAAAAUUGGAGGAAGGCACUCAGCUUCUACCACAAGCAUGAAUCCUCACAGUCCCAUAAAGAUAGUGUCAUUCGUUGGCAGAGCUACAAAUCAAGUCUUUUGAAGGGUAGUGUCGUACAACAAAUUGAGAGUGCUACUUCCACUGAAGUGCAAGAGAGAAGGGAGUACUUAAAACGCAUUGUAGCAGUAACCUCCCUGUUGGGGAAACAGGGAAUUCCAUUCAGGGGUCACGAUGAGUCUUGUGAAAGCCACGAUAAAGGAAUGUUUGCAGAAUGCUUCAAACUGGUGCAGAAAUUUGACCCAUUUCUCAAAAGUUACACUCUUCCACUGAACACAACAUAUCUUUCAAGUUGCAGUCAGAAUGAAAUGGUACAGUGUUGUGCAGAGGAGGUCACUGCAACUAUUGUGAAGGAGAUGAGGGAAGCGCAGAUGUUUGCCAUUAUGGCUGAUGAAGCCAGGGAUGGAAAAAGGGAACAGCUAUCACUCUGUGUGAGGUAUGUCACAGGCAGAAUGAUUAAAGAAAGAUUUCUAGCCCUAACAGAGUUGAUGGGCUUUGAUGCUGAGUCAAUUGCCAACACCAUUGAGCAAUAGUUAGCUCUAAAUGGCAUUGGAGAUCUCAAAUGUGUGGCUCAAACGUACGAUGGUGCAGCAGUGAUGAGUGGGGCUGUGGGCGGUGUCCAGGCCCAUUUCAGAA